AUGGAAGAAUUUUCUAGUCAGAAACUCCUCUCAGCUGAUAUAGGCAUAUCCCUAAGAUAGCCCGAUAUGGGCUAGGGAUAGAGGCCAAAACUUCCCACUUGGUUUGGCCAAAAUGGAUUGGUCGAACCAAGUAGAAGGAUGCUUAUUUGCCAUUUUCCACUUGGUUCGACCAGCCCAUUUUGGCCUAGCCAAGUGAGAAGUCUUAACCUCUAUCCAUAGCCCAUAUCGGACUAUCUAAGGGAUAUGCCUAUACCAGAAAUUCAUACUUUUCAGAUUCAGCACGUCAACUACUCCUACAAACCAAAAUUUUGUGCUGAAAAAAUUAUUUGUUAUUUAGCCGACAAUAUAUCACAACUCUCAUCCUUAUAUUCUCCCCUUUCUUAGUGUGUCUUUAUCUUGUAGGACUCCAAAACUUGUCUGAAUCUUUACUAUCUAGAGAUUAUGAAAUAAAUCCACCAAUAAAAAGCACUGCAAAAAUCCCUAAAUGUGUUGGAAAAGAUUGUGAAACUUUAAGAUUUUGAAUUUCAGGGGAAAAUAAAGAAUGAGCUGAUUUUGUCAUAGACUCAGUCUCAAAAGAUUUUAAUUUAAAAAUCGGCAAAGACGUAAAAAUUGCUAAGAAGCCUGAUGAUUUUGGCCAGUAUUUUUUAAAGAAUAUGAAUAAAACUAAAAUUGGGGUCGUUUUAUGCACAGAAUCUUUAAUUUUGCCUAGAAAUGAUUUUAUUAAAGAAAUUCCAUGCCAAAACACUAAUGGAUUUUCAGUUUAUUUGUACAAUAUUCUAUAUAACUUGACAGAAACUUCUAUUAACCUAUUUGAUAAAAAUGCUCCAGACCCUCUUGAUCAGUCUGUACUUUUAGUUAAAAUUGCGAUUGAUCGUGCAAUAUUAAAAUAUAGUGCAAAACUUAAGGGUGCAGAAAUCCCUAACAUUGAAGCUUCAUUCCAGUCCUUUCCUAAAGCAGGAAACAGGUUUGUUGAAAAUUAUGACUGUGUCGCGAUGGUCGGGCCAAUGCUUUUUUUUAUCCCACCACUUUUGAUUUUUGGUAUGAUCGUUAGUGAAGUUGUAAAAGAAAAAGAAUUAAAAUUAAGGCAUGGGCUUGCAGUGAUGGGUGUCUCCAGCUCUGCUUUUUGGAUAUCUUGGUUUAUCACUGCUUUUAUCAUUUCUUUAUUAUCUACGAAUUGUUUAAUUUUUUCAGCUUAUUUAUUUGAUUUUGAUGUCUUUAUGAAUUCGCCUUAUCUGUAAAAUUUAUUUAGAAUCCAAUUGAUGAAUUUCGAACUAUUUACCCUUUCAAUGCUUAUGCUUGGGUUUUGUCUUUCCACUAUUUUAAAAUCCGUAAAAGUCGCCUAUACAAUUUCCUAUACUUUUCUAUUAACUGGAAUUGUAAUGCAAUCUAUUUUAGAAAGCCAUCUAAUUAUGCAAUUAAUUCAUGUAAAAGAUUUACCAAGCUGGACUUAUUGAAUAAGGUGGAUUUUUUCUUAUUACCCAGGGUAUAAUUUUUCAAAAAUUUAUUCUGAUAUUGGCGGAAAAGCUGGAGGACACCCAAAUUUUGACGAGCGCAGAUUUGAAGAAGGGACUGAAUACUCUAUGAAGGAUUUUUCGCAGCCGAGAGUUGGCUAUAUAAAUGGGUAUGAAUAUUAUAUUAAACCUAGCAUUGAUUCUAUGUAUGACCAAAUUUUUGAUUUUUUUUUAUUUCUUGUGCUGGCUUGGUAUUUUGACCAUAUUUUGUCAAGUAAUAGAGGAAAAUCUGAGUAAUUUUUAUAUAGCCAGCUGUGAUUUAUGUUUACUAAAGAGUACUGGGGAUGCAAAAGGAGGCUUAAAAAACAGUUAAAUAAACAUAUAGAAAUGGUCAGUAUAAAGGAAUCAAUAUUGGAGGACUCAAUAGAAGAAAUUAAAGAAAAAAAUGAGGGUUUACGCAUUGAAGGGAUAUAUAAAACCUAUAAAAAGCAUUUAUUUUCUUCUAGUGAUGAUAUAGAAGCUGUAAAACCUAUCAAUUUGUCUAUAGAAAAAGAUGAACUUUUAGUCCUUAUCGGUCACAAUGGUGCUGGAAAAACCACUCUUUUAAGCAUGCUCACAGGACUUCUAUCUCCAACUGGUGGCACCGCUUAUAUCUCAAAUUAUGAUAUAAGCCACGAUAUGGAUAAAACAUAUAGGAUUAUGGGUUAUUGCCCUCAAUUUGAUAUAUUAUGGAACGAGUUAUACCAAUAUAUAAGAAAAGCUUAUCCUAUUUUUAAAUAAAAAAUAUUAACAUAAUACACUAAUUUUUGGCAUAACAGGCUAUGAGCAUUUAAAAUUAUUUUCUAUCAUAAAAAAUAUCCCAGAAAAUAUCAGAGAAAAAUCAAUAUCAGACACUUUAAAAAAUGUUAGCCUAGAAGAUGCUGCAAAUCUCCCAGUCGGGAAAUAUAGUGGAGGGAUGAGAAGGAGGCUGUCUGUCGCCAUUUCUAAUGUAGGGAACCCUUUGAUUAUUUUUAUGGACGAGCCCACUACAGGGAUGGAUCCCAUUUCAAAGCGAUUUGUGUGGAAAUUGAUUAAAAAUAUGAAAAAAAAUAAAGUCGUGGUAUUGACCACACACUCAAUGGAAGAAGCUGAAGUUUUAUCUGACAAAAUCGCAGUUAUGGUCGAUGGAAAAAUAAAAUGUAUAGGGACUCCUUUAUAUUUAAAAAAUACCUUUGGAGAAGGAUAUAGGGCUUCUUAUUAAAUUGGCUAAAUAAAAAAUAAUAAAAAGGCUCAAGACAAAUCCAAAGCAAAAUCCUAUAUAAAGUUGAGCUUUUUUCUAAAGAUACUCAUAAGCUAUGAAGCUAUAUCAGUUCCUCAAUUCCGAAUGCCCAUUUAGUAGAUAAUAGUGGAGGAAGCUUGGUGAUUUCCAUUUCAAGAAACUUGCCAGAAGAAGCUUUAAAACUCUAUAAAAUGAUUGAAGAAGAUCAUGAAAUUUCUGAAUUAAUUGAAAAUUGGGGGUUAAGCAAUGCAAGCCUUGAAGAGGUUUUUAUGAGAGUUACUGAAAAAAUUCAUCAUUAUAAUAAAUAA
Molecule: messenger RNA, 3017 nt
Organism: Blepharisma stoltei
Lineage: Eukaryota; Ciliophora; Heterotrichea; Heterotrichida; Blepharismidae
Source: the annotation of a GenBank genome assembly